This is a messenger RNA of Agelaius phoeniceus (red-winged blackbird), 1506 nucleotides long. The record is from RefSeq and is a predicted model, not a curated record. Lineage: Eukaryota; Metazoa; Chordata; Aves; Passeriformes; Icteridae.
AUGGCCUGCCAAGAGAGUGAGUACCUGGAUGACCAGAAGAAAUGUGUCCCCUGCAGGAAGUGCAUGCCUGGGCAGGAGCUUUCCAAGGACUGCGGCGAUGGCAGCGGCGGGGACGCGCAGUGCGUGGCCUGCCCUCCCAGGAAGUUCAAGGACCGCUGGGGACACCACGGCUGCAAGCCCUGCCUGUCCUGUGCCCUCAUCAACCGCCUGCAGAAAUCCAACUGCACGGCCACGGCCGACGCUGUCUGCGGGGAGUGCCUGCCGGGGUUCUACAGGAAGGCGCGGAUCAGCGGGCAGCUGGAGUGGGAGUGCAUUCCCUGCACCAAGCAGACGCCGUCCUCCGAGCCACAGUGUCGCUCCAGAACAAACCUGGUGAAGGUCGCUGUCCCUACUGUGCCACCACAGGACACAGCCCUUCUUGCACUGACCAGCAGUGCCCUGGUCAUCAUUGUCCUGGUGCUUCUGGCACUUUCCAUCAUCUACUGCAAGCGAUUCUGGAAAAGCCAGUGCCAGAGAGUCUUCCUGAGGACUCAGAACUUCUCGGGCCAGCGAGCAACGUUCCCAACUGCAGCAGCACCCGGCAGGUUCCUGUGUGAGGAGCAGAUGUCUGGACCCUGCUGCCUGGGUGUGAAGAAUUUGAGCCCUUGCUACAGGCAGGCAGAAGGCCCCGUGGAAGCAGUGCAGUUCAUUUCUGAUGGGGAGGCCGUGGGUCUCCAGCUCCCCUCUCUCCAGCCAGAGAUGGACUUGCCACCAGCCAUUGCAGCCAGCACUGUCUCCAAGGCCCAGCUGGGCAGGAGCCUCCUGGAAAGCCAGCCCCUGAUCCGGGCCUCAGGCCAUGGUGACUGCCUGGAGGGGGUCCUGCCGCCCCCCGCCCCCAGGCAGGGCACGGUGGAGGCCCUGGCCCCCCUCUCCUCCUGUGCCUCCGAGAUGCAGCACAAGUGGCCCCAUGCCCCCGUGGAGUGCACUGAGCUGGACCUCCAGAAGUUCUCCAGCCAGGCGGAGUUUGUGGGUGGUGAGCGGCUGGAGGACGCGGCUGGCCGGGCUGUGAAGAGGAUUCCAGCAGAGAGCAGUGCUGGGGUGCAGGAGAGGGCUCAUCACCUGCCCACAGCUGAAAUCCCACCCGGGGAACUGACACCAACCUUGGGGUCUUUGUCUUGCCAGGUGGAUGAUGCCCAGACCCUGGUGACUCAGAUCAGCAGCACGGCCAGUGGUCUCCCAAUAGCAGAGCUGCCCCAUUCCUUGGUGCAGUCUCUGGCCUUCCUGUUGGACCCUUCCUUGAGCGGUGUGAAGAACUUCAGCCACGUGGCUCUGGAGCUGGGGCUGAUGCCGCAGCUGCUGGGGCGGAUUUCGGGCUUUGAGCAGCUGGUGGCACACUUCACCUCUGCGGGAGCUGCGGUCACCGUCCCUCUGCUGGCGCGGGCGCUGCAGCGGCUCCAGCGCUUCGACGCCCUCCUCCUGCUCUGCGACCACUUCACGCUCAGCCCCGCGCCCGACCGCCAGCGCUAG